Cariama cristata (Red-legged seriema) is the source of this 435-nucleotide messenger RNA. Its product is annotated as TATA box-binding protein-like protein 2. Gene Ontology annotation, molecular function: DNA binding; RNA polymerase II general transcription initiation factor activity. Gene Ontology annotation, biological process: DNA-templated transcription initiation. The transcript is spliced from 4 exons. The record is from RefSeq and is a predicted model, not a curated record. Lineage: Eukaryota; Metazoa; Chordata; Aves; Cariamiformes; Cariamidae. The annotation marks the transcript as partial.
AGGUUUGCUGCUGUGAUCAUGAGAAUCAGGGAACCACGAACAACAGCCCUCAUCUUCAGUUCAGGAAAAAUGGUCUGCACAGGAGCAAAAAGUGAAGAGCAAUCACGGCUUGCAGCCAGGAAGUACGCGCGUGUGGUGCAGAAGCUUGGAUUCCCUGCCAAGUUCCUGGACUUCAAGAUACAGAAUAUGGUUGGGAGCUGUGAUGUGAGGUUCCCCAUCCGGCUGGAAGGCUUGGUUCUCACUCACCAGCAGUGCAGCAGCUAUGAACCUGAACUGUUUCCUGGCCUUAUCUAUAGGAUGGUCAAACCAAGGAUAGUGCUACUUAUCUUUGUGUCUGGAAAAGUUGUACUGACUGGAGCAAAAGAGCGUUCUGAAAUCUAUGAGGCAUUUGAGAACAUCUACCCAAUUCUAAAAGGUUUCAAGAAAUCGUCAUAA